Malassezia restricta is the source of this 588-nucleotide messenger RNA. RefSeq lists its product as uncharacterized. The transcript has 2 exons. NCBI's taxonomy places the organism in Eukaryota, Fungi, Basidiomycota, Malasseziomycetes, Malasseziales, Malasseziaceae. The record is from RefSeq and is a predicted model, not a curated record. The coding region runs from base 1 to 588 and encodes 195 amino acids.
AUGUCGGCCGUGCGAAGUGCAGCGCAUCCGCCUGUUCGCCUGGUUCCAAUCUCGCCUGCUGCUUUACAGCCGCCUAGCGCUGUUGUAAAGAUGAACUGUCCACCGGCACUUCAGUACCGCACGCAACUAUUCUCUCUGUCUUUAUACCCCUUACACGCACGAAUUGACCAGCCACGCCAGAAUCGCAUGCCACCCGUUCUCGGUCCGCCAUGGCUGCCAUUUCCACCUUCACCAGAUACGCAUAAUGCGCGGCAUAUAAGGCGAUACCGCGAGCUCAUGUACGAUAUCGAGCACAAGACGCCGCGUCUUUAUGCCUCCAUCCUCAUCAGCAAAAAACGUGUACAUAAGCACGCGGUUGUGCGCAAUAGGUGCCGUACGCGCCUUAUGGCUGCACUGCAACAGCUUAUACGACGAGAAAAGGAUAUGCCUGUCCAUUCUUUACAUGCCUACAUUUUUUUUGGAACGAGCUACUUGUUUUCCGCCGAGUCUGUUGUCAUCGAGCAAGAAGUGCGUCGCGCUUUACUCGCGGUCGGAAGCAAGGCGCUGCGUCUGACCGCCAGGCACCCAUCACGAUCGAAGCCCCUGUAG